AUGAAUAAAUUAUAAAUCGCACCUUCCAUUCCAGAAGAAGUCAAAGAGAUCAUUGAUGUUAGUUGUGAUGAUGAAGAUCUUGAAAAUAAUCUAAAAACAUUUCUAGAUUAAUUAGAUGAUGAAAAAAGGACUUAAAUAAUCUAAAGCUUACAUUAAAUGUACCCUUAACAGACAUUUCUAAGAAGGCCUUAUUUUGCAUAAACACAGGAAAAUCUUAGAGAAUAGUACUCAGAGAAUUAAUAAGAAAAAAAAUUUGAUUAAAUACUAUUGGUGUAAAAAAUUGAGCAAUACUGUAAACAGAAUUUGAUACCUAGUUCAAUUAAGGAUUAUCGUAUUCCUCUUUAAAAAUUAGAAAAUGAUUUACAUUUAAUUGUUGAUCUUAUAGAAGUAGUAAAAUAAAAGGGAUAGCCUAAUUUUAUAUCGUUUUUAAAAUUGCUUAUUAACUUGUUCUUUCUUGAAUGUGAAAAUUAAAUAAAAGGAUAAAUUCAUUAAUUAGUUGGGUUUCUUUUAGAAAAUUAAAUAUAUAAAUUUUAAUAUUAUAUUGCAUAAGUGACUUAAGAUGAAUACAUUCAACUUUAUUUUCUAGAUUGCAUUUAUAAAGUCUAAUCCAAGUAGAUAUCAGUUAAAUAAGGUAAAGAAAGUUUAUAAUAAAAUUGUAAAGAUAAACAAAUCCUUUUUUUAUUUGAAUUAUUUACUCUUAAACAUGGAUCUCAUACUGAUAAUUUACUAGGGUUUAUUAAAAGUCUAAUUUGUGUGAAGAGUAAAAAAGUAAAUAAAGAUGAGUUGAUUUAAUAUGUUUCUUUGACAGAAAAUUUUAAUGAAAAUUUAGACUUUUUGUACCUAAAGUUAGUGUUCUAUUUUUGGAUUUAAUUUAUUGAAAUUUUUAAUAUUAAAGAAAGUAUUUUGAAUGUUGAAAAUGGAUUAAGUCGAUCUGAAAAGAAGAAAUAAUUUUUAGAAAACAAUAUUAAAAAAUUGAAUUCUAAAGAGAAUAACAUGAUCUACAGAUAUCUUAUCCAAAAAAUACUUCAUUAUAGCACUCUUGAGGAUGAGGAUUUUAAAGAAGGGUACUGUUUAUAGGAGGCUUAAGAGAAGUAAUUUAUCUAAAAGGUUGGCUAAUUUAAAUCCUCGAAUACUGAAAAACUAUAAGAAUUUGCAGAAACCUCAAAAAAACUAAUGUUUUACCAACUUAAAUCGUUAUAAAGUCAAUAAUAAUAUUUGACAAAAGAAAUAAAUAUCUUAUACUUUUUAGCUACAAAUGAAUUAAAUAUUAAUUAAUACAAAUGUUUAAUCAAUAUUAUUAAAACCAACCUUCAUGAUCAUAAUGAUAGGAAAUUGAAUAAUUUUCCUAAAGAAUUAAAGAUUAACCUUCUUCAUUUGGAGUAAUCGUUAAAAAGUGAAAGUUAAAUAAAAAUGUCUAGAUUUUUUAUUUAAAAUGAAACCUUUAAUCAAUACCCUAAUAAAUUGAUGAUUAAAAUGGAAGACUUUAAUAUUUCUUUAACAUCAAAUAACUAAAUGCAGUAGACUGUCAAUUAUUGGUUAGAGGAUAAAAGGAAUAAAGAUAAUUAUAACAAAUUACUUCCAUACUAUUUUAAUAUUAUCAAAAGGGGUGAAUCACCAGAAGAAUUAUUAAGCUUAAUUAACAAAAAAGUUAUUUAAGAAAAAGAAGGUAGAAGGAAUGAAACUUUGAACUUCAAAUCUCUAUUUUAAUUACUUUACAUUAAUUCAGAUAAAGAGCUUUAAAUGAUGCUAUUAAAAUUACACUCAAAAAAUCAUCCUGUACCAUUGCUUUAUUAGAAUCCUUAUUUAGAAAAAGGUAAAACUUCAAUAAAAGACUGUUAUGUUUUUAAUGCUAAUAUUUUCUACCUAUUGUAAAAUGAUUUUCCAAUAAUAAACUUUUCUCUAACUUAAACAGUUAAUCAAUUUGGAAAAUCUGAGUUAAUUAAUAUGUUAUUUUAUUCUGAUCAAAAAGAAGAUCAGAAAUUUGAAAUUUCUGAUUCUUCUUCAAUAAAUAACCAUUCAGUAGAUUGUUAAUUUGAUUUUUCCUUUAAUGGAAGCAGAAACUACUUAAUAGCUGAUGUGCAUGGAUAAUUAGAAGAUGAAAUAUUCUAGGAAUUACUCCCUUUUUUUUAAUUAUGGAUAAUAUAGAUGUAAACAGAGGAUGAAUUUGACGAAACUGUUGACAAGUUAAUAGUAUUGUGCGAGAAAAUGAAAUUAAAUUGUAAGCCUAAAAUUAUUUUAAUUAUUCGAGAUUCAGAAAAAAAGGAAUUGAAUAAGGAAAAAAUUAAAUAGCUUAAAAAAAAAGAAUUCGAUUUUUGCACGAGCCAAAUUCAGAAUCUACAUCAAUAAGAGAAUUAGGCUAUUAAGAAGGCUGAAAGGGAAAAAAUAAAAAUGUUUAUUUUACAAUAAAUUGGCACUCGAAAUGAAACUGUUUAAGAAGCUUAAAUAUAAAAUUCAUUUUUGUAAAUUUGCAAUGCCUUUAAUGUGAAUGAUUAGGAAAUCAGGAAGUCUUAAGAUAUUCUCAAUAAUUUAACAGAUGAAUUAAACAAAAUAAUUUAAAAUGAAAAUGGAUUUUAUUAAAUUGAAGCAUUUCCAUUAAGAAAUUUAGCUUUGGAAAUAAACUCUAAGAAGCAAUAAAGAUAAUAAUUAAAUUUUACAUCAUAUUAAUUAGAAUAAGAGUUGGAGAAAAAAAAAGAUUGCAUAGUUAAUCUUAAAAAUGAGUAGAAUAGAGAUUAAGAAGAAAAAAUAAAAUAAAAAGAAAAUGAAAAACUAGAAAUUGAAAACAAAAUUAAAUAAACUAAAGCAAAAUUAGAAUAAUUUUAAAAUGAAAUUGAGAAUUUGGAGGUUAAAUUAAGAAAGCCAAAAUUUAAUGAAUCUCAAUUAAUAAAAUACUUUAGUCUCAUUUUUACACAAGAAAAUUAUUACGUAACCUACUUAAGAUUUGUGGAGCACAUUGCAAAAUUCAACUAAAAAAAUCUUAAAAAUUUAAAUAUAAAGAUAGAGGAUAUAAGAUAGUAACUAGAUUCUUUGAAGUAAGAAUAAAUAAAAGAAAGAGAAGAAUUAGAAGAAAAAUUGAAAAGCUUAGAAAAUAAAUUUAGAGUCCAAAAUAUAAAUAUUGAAAUAUUUUGGAGAGAAGUAAUUAAGGGGAAUAGUUCUUUUCAAUAAAAUCCAAUUAAUCAAGUUUGCUAAUUGAUAAAAAAGGGAGAGCCUUUUGAAUUUUUAAAUGGAGAUGAUCUUACCAUAGAUUUUGAAUUUUUAUUUUAAUUAAGAGAAAGAUUAUUAGAUAAGGAUGAUAAUAAAAUACUGUGUUUAAGUAUAUUGGGACCAUAAAGUUCGGGAAAGUCUACAUUGUUAAAUAGGAUAUUUGGAUGCCAUUUUUUAACUAGUAUGGGAAAAUGCACAAAAGGAUUAUUUCUAUAGCUAUUAAAAAUCUCAAAUAGAGAAUAAUUUUAAUAUUCAUUUGAUUAUAUUUUAUUAUUAGAUUCAGAAGGACUAUAAAGCCCUAAUUAAUAAGAUCCAGAGUUUGAUAAAAAAAUUUCUCUUUUCAUAAUUUAGAUUAGUGAUAUUCUUAUAUUUAAUGUAAAAGGGGAAAUUCAUUCUACAUUUCAAAAAUUAAUUGAAGUCAGUUUUUACACAAUUGCAAAAUAUUCUAAAUUACAAUUCUUAAAAUAAUUUUCUUGGUGUUUUAAUUAAAAUAGUUAGAAUAAUGAAGGCGAAAAAUAUAAAUUGUUAAACUAAGUUUAAGACAUAGGAAAAAGAUUAAGUCUUGAAGAGAUUUUAAUUGAAGAAGAUGGAAAGAAAAUUGAAUAUUUUAAGCAACUAGAUCUCACAAUAAACAAUAUCUAUAUUCUGGGAAUGGCAACAAAUUUAUAAAAAUGGCAAAAUUCUGAUGAUUCCAGAUAAAACUAAUUUUAAGAAAUGAUAUAAGAAAUUAAUAAUUAAGAUUAUUCCAAAAAUGCAAUAUCAUUUGGAAUAGAUAUAAUAAACAAAUUUAUCAAAAAAUAUAGGGAACCACAAAACAAACAUAAUGACAAUUUUACUUGGAAUGCAUUUAUUACAAAAGUGUAAUAAUGUUGGGAAAUAGUCUCAAAACUACCUGACUUAGUAGAGUUUUCUGAUUUAAAAGAGUAAAAGGAUUACGAGACCAUAAACAAAAUUGCAACAGAUAAAAUGGUGAAAGUAAACGAAAAAUUUCAAGACUUUGAUGCAAUCAUUUAUUAGAUUGAAGAAAAGUGUAAACUUUAUAAUAAUUCUUAAGAAAAUUAUGAUUAAAUUCAAAAAGAUGCUCAACAAGAUUUUAUAUCUAAGUGUAAUACUUAAAAAGAAGAAAUAUUAAAUGAGUUAUAACGGGAAUAUUCAUAUUAAAUAAUUUCAAAUUCAAUUAAAAAAAAAGUAGAAGGUAAUAUUUCAGAAGUAUAUUAUGCAAUUGCCUUGGAAGGAACUUUGAUAAUUUUGUAAAAGAUUCACUAAUUAAGGAGAGAAUUUCAAUAUAGUCGUGUUCCUGCAAAAAUUUAAUAAACUCUAAAUGAGAUAUUAAAUAAUUCAGAAUUAUUAAAAACUUUACAAGAAGACAAAAGUUUAAGAGAUAAUAAAUUUGAAUAAAUUUGGAGUGAAUUGGUUGAACCAACAAACUAGGAAUUAAAAAGUCUUCACACAGAAUUUCAAAAAACAUUAUUUGAAUGUUUUUCAAAAUAUAAGAAAUACUACUAGUAUAAAAUAGAGGAUAUGGAUGAGCAAAUCGAUUAUUUUGCAAGGCAAAUUAACUCUUAAGAUCCUAGAACACAAAAAGAGAAUUAAAUGGAGAAAAUUUGCUCUCUAUUUUUGAAAGUCUUUUAACAGAAUUCUUUCAAACCUAUUGAUUAAAGGAGUAAUUUAUAAUUUUAACAAACUUUUUAUUAAGAUAUUAAUGAUAGACUUAAUAAUUUGCCUUAAUCCCCUUUUAUCGAUCCAUGGAAAUACCUGACAAAGGAGAUUACUUUUUAAGCUAUAGAAAAAAAAAAAAUUGUUGAAUUACUCCAAUAAAGUUUGAAGCCAAAGUUAAUUUAAAUUGUAUAAAAAGAAACACAAGAGAAAGAAAAAUAAUUAGAAAUUAAAAGUUUAUUUAACUCAUUGAAUAUGUUACCUAUACAAUUUGAUCAACUUAUCUUAAAGAAUGUACUUAAUUUAAUUGAAUCGGAUUUUUCAAUAUUUUUGAAAGGUCUUACUAUAAAUAAUUAACAGGAAAGAUAAUAAUCUGCAUAAUUUUAAUAACCGCCUUAAAAUUAAUUCUAAGGAAGUAUAUAUUAGUCUAUUUUAGAUUCAAAUGUAAACCCAUAAUCUCACGAUUUCACCCCAUAAUCAAGGUCCAAUUGUUCAACCAAUCCUUUUUCAUUUCCUCAGUAAGGUAAUUUGGCUUCUGAAAGAAACAGCUAAUAAUAAUACCCUAUAUAACAUCCAUAUCCUGAUUUUCAAAAUCCACGUCCUGUAUUGCAAAACCCACCUUUUGCUUUGCAAAUUCCAAGUCCUGUAUUGCAAAAUCCACGUCCUGUAUUGCAAAACCCACCUUUUGCUUUGCAAAUUCCAAGUCCUGUUUAGCAAAAUUCAUUUAGUGGUUUGCACAAUCGCCAAAAUAUUUAAUUUAAUUAAAUUGUGAGAUUUCCUGAUCCUUCCAUUGAUAGUCUAAUAAAUUCUUUAAAAGUAUCUGAAACUCAAACCCAAACAAUGGAUUUUUUUAAAUUGAAUAAUCUCUAUGGAAACUUUCCAGGAUUAUACUAAUUAUAAGAAUCAUUAUAAAUGAACAAUAUAGAUAAAACCUAAUAUUUCAUCCUGAAAGAGAAUGUUUCAAUCAAAUUUAAAUAAAGAAGGGAAAAGCCUAAUUAUUAAUAUUGUUUUAAAUAUAUAAUAUCUUAAAACAACACUCCAACUAACUCCAAUGAUUUUUAAUUAAAGUUUCCACCUAUAUUUAUAGAAAUCAUGGAAGAAAAUUAAGGAUGGAUUAAAUUAUGCUCAACUAUUUAUGAUAUAAUCUAAAAAUAAUUUGAUGAAAUAUAACUUUCUGAUAAAUAAGAGUAGUAAAAAUAUCCUGAUAUAUUUUAUUUCAUUAUAAAGGACGAAAAUGUGACAAGAUAUGAUAGAUAAUUAUUAUAAAGAAUAAUUAAAAAUGUUGAAAUAAAAUUAGAAUAAAUUAAUAAAGAAAUUGCUUUCUUUGGGAUAGAAUUUACUCAAGUACUCAUUCGAAAACUUUAGUUUUUUUCAUGUUUUAUUAUUUGGAGAUUUAUAUGUUAUGAGAAAUUGAAAAUUUAUUAAAAAGAAUAAUACAAUUUUCUGAAAUAGAAAGAAGCAUAGAAAGUUAAAUACGAAAAUUCAAUAUUAUAAAAAUAAAAGAAAGCAAGCUAAUACGGAAAAGAAUAGGCAAUUAUAAUAUACUAACUUUGUAUUAGAUAGUUUUAUUAAGACUAAAAGAUAAAUAUAAAAAAUUAAAUUAUUUAAAAUAAAAUGUCAUCUUCAUAGCUAAUAAAAAAAUUAGAUUAAGAAAUACUGGUUGCUAGAAAGGACAAUUUCAAUUAAAAUUAAAAUGUUGAAGCAUCAAUAAUUUAAUACAUUUGUGACUAAAGAAAAUAUAUGGAACUACACAUUGAGAAAUUGAUAAUAAAACUUCAAAAAGACAUUGUAAAUUUAUUAGAUAUAUAAUCUUAUGUCUAAAAUAGCUUAGGUUUGAUCAAAAAUAACGCAACAAUCUUAUUAGAUAAAACUAAAAUACUAUUGAGUGAUUAGAGUUAAAUAUUAGAUGGUAAUGAAAACCAAAAUGUAUAAUUAGAUUAAAUUUUAAAUUAUAUUUUAGGCAAGGAAUUUGGGAAAAAAGAACAAAAUUUAUAUUAAUAAAUAUUUUUAUAUGAUGAGAGAAUUAAAUAGGUCAACCUUCCAAUUUAAAAAAUUUUACAAAAGGAUGCGAUUAUAUAAUUCUUAGAUACAUUUUUGGAAGAAUUUAUAACAUAAAUUUCUAUAUUAUAUGAUGAGAGCAAAGAAUUAGUAACUUUAAUUGAUGAAUUUGAAUUAAAAGGACAAUUUGAAGAGAUGAAAAAUAUUAUGAAUGGUUGUAACUAAUCGUGUCCUAUUUGUAAUAGAAAGUGCGAUAGUGAGCUUUAUAAUGAAGUUCAUCAGCAUAAAUGUACAAAUGGUCAUCAAUUAAGAGGUAAAUAUAUAAUUGAUAUACAUUUAGGAAUGAAUAAAAUAUUAAUCGGAAACUCUCCAUCUCUAUUUACUUGUGAAGAAAUAGUUGAUGAUGCAGAAAUCUAAAUAAUGGAGACUUGUAAAAUUAAAACCUGGAAGGAAAUCAAAACAUACUAUAAGAAUUGGAGAUUUAAGGAUAUUUUAAAACCAGAGGAAUAAUAACAAAAUAAAUUAAAGAUGAUAAAUAUUUGGAAUGGAGGAAUUGGCUAGUAGAUUUGCUAAGAAUUAUCAAAAUAAUUAAAAUAAGAAAUACGAUAUUAAUAGAAAUAUGAUCUUCCGAUGCAUUAGUAGCAUAGUUCAACUCAUUACAUUUUCAUCCUUGAUGAUUCAGCGUCUAUGAUUGAUCAUUGGACAUUUGUAAAAAAUUGUGUUGAAUCAUAAUUUUAAUAAAUAAGUAGGAAAAGUCAUGCUAGGGUGAGUGUAGUCAUUUUUAAUAUUACAGCUAGAGUUGUUGUAAAAUGCGAAGAAUUAAGAAUAGAGGAAUAGUUAAAAUUAAUCACUUUUCAAAUGGGGGGAGGUACAAAUUAUGGACCUCCGUUUUAGUAGACAUUAGAGAUCUUAAAAGAAAACUAAGAAUAUGAUAAGUAUAAAAUUGUUUAAUUAUAAGUUCUGUAAUUCUCUUUUACACUGAUGGGGAAGCUACAUACCCUCAGAAGGUAAUUGAAUAGUAUGGCGCAUUAUCAAAAAAAAUGAAAGAUUCAAUUUAUUUUUUAGCUUGUUCAUAGCCUAUUAAAUCUUCAUCACUAAAUGAGAUUUUAAACUUUUUUAAGAGAGAAUUUAUUUACUCAGAAUGGAGAGAUCAAAUAACACCAAGUGACCUUAAUAAAAAUUGGGCAGAAAUGAUAUCUUAAGCGCAUCUUGAUAAGUAUAAAGCCUGA
Molecule: messenger RNA, 8084 nt
Organism: Paramecium octaurelia
Lineage: Eukaryota; Ciliophora; Oligohymenophorea; Peniculida; Parameciidae
Source: the annotation of a GenBank genome assembly